AGCAGCGAGCAGCAGGUGCCGCAGACGCUCAGUGCGAACAAACCGUCCGCCGGCCACAGUGCGCGCGCAGGUGAGAGGCAGCAGCUCCGGUGACAAACAGACAGGCGGGAUUCAGCGGCCCGGUACCGGCUGCCAGCUGAGGACAGGUGGGGUUCACGUGGUUGUUGUCCAGCCUUGUGUGGAGCUGUUUGGAUGAAUCUGGAGCUGGAUCGUGCACGAUGCUGAGCGCCGUUAAAAUGGAGGGACACGAGCAUCCGGACUGGAGCAGCAGCUACUACUACGCAGAGCCCGAGUGUUACCCCCCAGCGGCCAACAUGAACUCCAUGAGCACCUACAUGGGCACGCCUGGCAUGACGGGCACCGGCCACAUGAACGCGCAUUACGUGAGCCACCCGGUCGGGGUGAGCGGCUCUUCUGUGGCCUCCGGAAUGACGCAGAGCGCCGGAGCCGCCGCGCUGCCGCCCAGCAUGAGCUCCAUGAGCCCGCCGCCGUACGGGAACGUGCCGGUGAUGAGCCCGGUGUACGGACAGGCCUGCGCCAUCAGACCACGGGAGUCCAAGGCCUACCGGCGCAGCUACACGCACGCCAAGCCGCCGUACUCGUACAUCUCCCUGAUCACCAUGGCGAUCCAGCAGUCCGGCAGCAAGAUGCUGACGCUCAACGAGAUCUACCAGUGGAUCAUGGACCUGUUCCCGUUCUACCGGCAAAACCAGCAGCGCUGGCAGAACUCCAUCCGCCACUCGCUCUCCUUCAACGACUGCUUCAUCAAGGUGCCGCGCGCGCCUGACAAGCCGGGGAAGGGCUCGUUCUGGACGCUGCACCCGGACUCCGGGAACAUGUUCGAGAACGGCUGCUACCUGCGGCGGCAGAAGCGCUUUAAGUGCGGGAAGAAGGCGGACAGCGAGCCGGGCUGUGAGGCCGGAGCGCCGGGCAGAAGCUCGGACUCCCCGCCUUCCUCCUCAUCCUCCUCCUCAUCGUCACCUCCGUCCUCUGACGGAAAGGGCGCCGACCUCAAACCCCACCGGGGAGAACCGCCAGCCUCAAGCCCCGUGCGCGUGCCCUCCCCGCUCACGCACACGCAGCACCUGCUCUCGCACCACCCGCACCCGCUGCUGCUGCACGAGGCCGCGCACCUGAAAACGGACCCCUACCACACCCACUACUCCUUCAACCACCCAUUCUCCAUCAACAACCUCAUGUCGGAGCCGCAGCACCACAAGCUGGAGCCGGUGGUGCAGUACGGAGGUUACGGCUGCCCCGUGUCCGGGGCUCUGAUGGCGGCCAAACCCGGCCUGGAGCCCGCGCACAGCGACAGCGGGUACUAUCACGGCGUGUACGGCAGGCCCAUAAUGAACUCCUCCUGAGGCCCCGCCGGACUCCUCACUGCAAAAACUCUGAUCUGUACAUUUGUAAAUGUGAUAAAGGGCCAUUCCCCUGUUUUUCAUCCAUCUGAUAAAAAGCUUCAUAUGAAAUCUUUGUUGUGUCGUUUUUAUUCAACUGAAGGUUCACAAAGGUUAAACCGGACAGGACACCGGGGCCCAGUCAAGCAGCAAAAAAUUACUUAUAAGGUUUGUGUUCCCUUAAAUUUGACCUCUUUGUGUGUCUUUCGUCCACAUAUAUCUAAGCACAACAGAGUAACACAACUGACAAAGAGGAAGGAGACCAGAGGUGUGCCAGGACUCUGUUAAACAGAAUUUUUAAAAACCUUCCACCCAUGUAACAUCAGAUACUUUCAAGCUAUUCUGUGGAUGACUUUAGGAAAACCUCUCCAUAAAGAUUCAAGAACUCAAUGAAUCCAUCUUUCUCACUUUGAGGGCUCUUUAAGGAACAUUUAAAGACGAUUUUAUGUGGAGAAGAUUACUAGGAGCUCACAACAUCCUGGAUGAUCCUUUGUAAAUGCCAGUGGAGGCCUGCACACAUGCAUUUAUACUUUCCUGCAUUGAGGUUGUAUAUUUUUUUAAUGUAUUUUUUCCACUCCACUUAUGACUUACAAUUGUAUAAUUCUUCAUCAUUAGUCCAACAUAUUAUUUAAAAAUCUCAGUAUUUACAUAAAAUUGAGAAUAAAUAAAUGUUCUACAGGUUCUGGAAGACAAAGCAGGAGCUCAGUGUUCCUGCUUUGGCAUACAAAGUCGUUUUGAAAGGUAAAAAAAAAUUCUUGAGAUUCUUGUUUCACAUGAGUGUCUUCCUGAAGAAGUUGGCUCUGGCUCAUCAAACAUUUGUGCUCAGAAGUCUGUAACAGAUGAUCCCGGCAUACCUACAGAUAUAACAUACACAAAUGUACUCCUCAGGGGUGUGUAACAUCUUAGGUUUUCCCUAAAAUGUGCUGCCGUUCCAGGAGUGGUGAUGACACAGGUGUGAAAAUUAAAAGUAAAGAUUCACAGUGGAGCUUCUUUUAAUUCCGAAGUAUGAGUGGAAAUGUUUUGUCCUUUUGUAGCUCCAGA
Molecule: messenger RNA, 2441 nt
Organism: Oreochromis niloticus (Nile tilapia)
Lineage: Eukaryota; Metazoa; Chordata; Actinopteri; Cichliformes; Cichlidae
Product: hepatocyte nuclear factor 3-beta
Exons: 2
Coding region: 219-1364 (381 amino acids)
Biological process (GO): cell differentiation; regulation of transcription by RNA polymerase II; anatomical structure morphogenesis
Molecular function (GO): protein domain specific binding; RNA polymerase II cis-regulatory region sequence-specific DNA binding; transcription factor binding
Source: RefSeq, a predicted model, not a curated record